Molecule: messenger RNA, 297 nt
Organism: Naumovozyma castellii
Lineage: Eukaryota; Fungi; Ascomycota; Saccharomycetes; Saccharomycetales; Saccharomycetaceae
Gene: SDC1
Product: Sdc1p
Exons: 1
Coding region: 1-297 (98 amino acids)
Source: RefSeq, a predicted model, not a curated record
AUGGAUGAAACUACUGUGAAGCAGGAGGACAGCGUACCUCAGACAGAAGUGAAACCAGAGGAAAGAGUACCUCAAGAAGAGGUAAAACAAGAGGAGGAAAGAGGACCAGAUCUAAAAGCUAUAAAUAUUAGUGAGACCAUUGGAGGAACUCAAACAAGGAAGUAUUUGAAUUCAGAGGUGACGCCAUUUUUGUUAUCUGGGAUGAGAAUGAUUGCAUUGACCAAACCAGCUGAUCCCUUACGUGUACUGGGAGAAUAUUUGAUUGAACAAAGUGAAAGAAAUAAAGGGAAUAAAUAA